AUGUGGCUAGGGAGCUGCCAGAAUUUACAGGUCACUAAAGAGGAAAUAUCAAAUUAUAUGGAGGGCUCUUUCAUCUUAGUCACUAACAAGCCAUCCAGAAUGAGGAAGACCCAGAAACUUCGAGACCAUGUGAGCCAUGGCCAUGGCCGCAUUGGCAAGCACUGGAAGCAUCCCGGAGGCCGGGGCAAUGCUGGUGGCAUGCAUCACCACAGGAUCAACUUCAACAAAUACCACCCAGGUUACUUUGGGAAAGUUGGUAUGAGGCAUAACCACUUAAAGUGGAACCAGAGCUUCUGCCCAAUGGUCAGCCUUGAUAAAUUGUGGACCUCGGUCGGUGAGCAGACACAGGUAGACGCGGCCAAAAACAAGACUGGAGUAGCUCCCAUCAUUGAUGUAGUGCGGUCGGGCUACUACAAAGUUCUGGGGAAAGGAAAGCUCCUGAAGCAGCCUGUCAUCAUGGAGGCCAAAGUAUUCAGCAAGAGAGCUGAGGAGAUUAAGGGUGUGGGGGGUGCAUGUGUUCUGGUGGCUUGA
Tupaia belangeri chinensis (Chinese tree shrew) is the source of this 531-nucleotide messenger RNA. Its product is annotated as 60S ribosomal protein L27a. NCBI's taxonomy places the organism in Eukaryota, Metazoa, Chordata, Mammalia, Scandentia, Tupaiidae. Gene Ontology annotation, molecular function: structural constituent of ribosome. The transcript has 2 exons. The record is from RefSeq and is a predicted model, not a curated record. Gene Ontology annotation, cellular component: cytosolic large ribosomal subunit. Bases 1 to 531 code for a protein of 176 amino acids.